This is a messenger RNA of Porites evermanni, 3450 nucleotides long. Lineage: Eukaryota; Metazoa; Cnidaria; Anthozoa; Scleractinia; Poritidae. The record is from the annotation of a GenBank genome assembly.
CCCGGCUAUCCCACAUAUAUAGUGAACCACGAUGCAGUGACGAAGAUUUCGAUCGUUUAAAACUGGUUACUGUUUCCUAAUAUGGAAAUAGUCGGGGGACACUUUUCCGAUAUCUUUCACGUGACUUUAUAAUCAGUACUCUGCAACUGUGGUUUCUCCCGAAACUUCCGGUGAAUGACCACUUAACUCGCAUCACUCAACACGAUUACCUCAAUUUCCUUCUCUAUAUAUGUGCCAAUAUUGUUGAUUGCUGCAAACACUGUGAAUCAGCGAUAUUAGGCUACUAAAAAAUAUUUGAUAAAAGCCACAGAAAACGCUAAUUUCUCGGAGAGACUCGUUGAUACACGAUGCAGAGCUUUUUAAUUUUGUUCUUAUCCGUGCUGAAUGUAUUAACAUUUACAAAGGGUAAGUUGAAAUAAUUAAGAAAUGUAUUCACCUAAAAACUAGGCAAGCAGAUUGCAAAAUUGAUAACAGUUUAUAGUCGAUUUUCUCGGUUCUUGAUAAUCGGGUAAAUAUUGAAAAUAAUAAUUUAUAAUGAGCCGGAAGGUAGAUGUAUAUCAUGCAUGGAAAGAUAUCUGGGAUGACAACAAAGGGGAAGAAGAGAACAAGUACCAACAUGCAAAUCACAAUGACAAAUAAUAAAUAAAUUGAAUAAUCAUCUAUAGUUUUAUUGCGUGCUGAACGUUUUGCCAUUUGACUGACCAUUUGCCAGUUAGAUUAACUAAACAACCAAGGUUUGUCGUUUUAUAUUUGUUCAAAAGCUUGUCUAAUUGUGAAAUGCUCUUUUAUUUCUAAGUGGACGCCGCUCUUCCAUUUAAAGAACAGUGUGUUAAGUGGCACAACGAAUUCCGCGCUAAACACCAGGUAAUCAAAGGAAUAUAUUAGAAAAACCAUUGUUUUUGCUGAAAAGUUUUUGAAUGAAGGUUAACUUUGAAUCAUGGUCAACCAAAUUAUGUCAUUUUAAGUGAGCAACUUGCUCGUUUUCACUUUAAAUUUUCUAGCCUGUUCGAGGAGUUCAGACAGUCUAUUCUUCGCCAACUCUCUACGCACUAGUAAUCACAUGGAAAAGGCUGUCAGUCGAAGUGUCGAGAAAAUUCUUAGCCAAUCACGAUCAAAUCUCAAACUUUUGUUCUAGGUUGGUCAAGUCACGUGGAAUGAUGACCUUGCCAAAGGCGCGGACGACUGGGCCAAGUACUUAGCAGCUAACAAUUUGUUUCAACAUGCACCGAAUCUUAACGUGGGUGAAAAUCUCUACUGGUCUUCACACAAACCAGAAGAGCCUUGCACCAAGGCUACGAAAGCUUUCUACGGAGAAGUUAAAUAUUAUGACUAUGAUAAGCCGGGAUUUUCUCUCAAAACGGGACAUUUUACCCAGGUAAACUAACUUUUGAGACCCGAUUAUAGGUCAGUGUCGUCUUUUGUUUUACGUAUUCAUGUGAUAUACGGGACUUACGGGCACUGACUUGUAAAUCCGGCUUAUAAUGUCACGGCUCAAUAAAGAUCUUCAACCAAGUGCACGGGUAAGGUAUUAAAAUUUGAUUUCAAUAUUAUUUUUGACAAAAUCGAAAAAUGAGGUUACAAAAACACAGUGCAUAAAAUAUACACGUGGCUAUUAUGAUAGACUUUCAAUUUUUGACCAAACGGGGUUCAGAGGGAUUAACCUUUUGGCUCUGUACAUACGUAUAAAAUUGUUCUUAGUUUAUUUCGUGUGCUGGUGAAUUUUUUAAUUUUCACAGUUCUAUCAGUUUAUUUUUGCCAUUCUGUUAUAACGAUAACAAGUGAAGCAAGCUCUCCGGAGCGCUCUGGCGGUGGGGCAGGAAAAGGAAGGAGAGCUACGCUUGCAAAUACGUCUCUGUAAUUUGAAUUCCACCUCCAGUUCCCCUGUGUCUUCUUAUCGACUGAGCUGUCUGAUUUCCUCCAAAUCAGGGCGAAGAGGAAACGAGCGCGAACGUAACUUACGUUACGUUAACGUUACGUUUAACUAACAUUAAAAAACAGGUGCCAAGGGUAAUAACGUCAUUACUAGAGUCAUCUAGUCAUCGACUUUUUCGAUGCAGAUGUUCAAAUUCCAGAGCUAACGAGACAUAGCUGCAAGCAAUUUUUCCCGCCCCGCCGCCAGAGCCUCCCGGAGAGCUUGCUCGCAGGCUAAGUGAGACAGAGGGAUCUAUCAAAUCAUAAAACAUCAUUAUGCACAUGACUGGAAAGAAUGAUGUACUAUUCGUGAUGUCAUGAAGUCUGAGUUCUCAAGAGGAGUCUAGCCCAUGGAAGCCCGCCCACAUUUCCAGCUUAGUUUAAGCUCUGAUCACUUGGUCACUUCUGAUUUCGCAAAACAAUCCACUUUAAAGGGGUUAUGUCACGAGGAUAUUGCUGUUUUAGGUCAUUACUUAGUGCCAUAAUACCCAUAAACAAAAUGCUCUUGUAGAGUUAUGAAGUAGAUAUCUAACAAAAGUUACCAGGAGCAUUAACAAUAAUAAUUAUGGUUAAUAAAUUAAUAUAAAUUAAAUUAAUAUAAAUUCAUUAAAGUUAAUUAAAAUUCAAUCCAUGUGCAUCUUUGCCAUCUGUUUUAAGAGACGACAGGAAACAGUUUCAAUGCCUAGAUAUCGUUUGAAACAACAACUCUGGACCAUUAUUUUUGGACUGUUUGGAAGUCAACUGCAGAUGCGUAGACACCUCUUAGCUUAUUAAAAGGAUAGCAAAUGGCGCGCCUUAACCUUUCUUAAAAGGGCAAGCAAAAACUGAAUUCUAAAAAAAGGUGCACAAAAAUUGCUCAAAAAAGUAACGUAAUGUAAGUUGUGAAAUGCUAACCAGCCUUUACUUAUCAGAAGCUUCUGUUCUAACGCUUUUACUGAAGGACAAGCCCACGUGUCUUUCCGUCACUCGACUGUGUAAACAACGCAAAAGUUUUAGAAAACGAUUUUUGCUCAAAAUAGGAAAUAACAAUCGUUCAAAUAUGGCCUCAAAUACGAAAAGGUGCCUAAGGGUGUUCGAAAUGCAUACAAAAUGAUGCUCCAAAGUCGAAAAAGUGCUCAAACGUUGCCACGCGCAAUAGGGAAAGGCCUAUUUUGAUUAAACAAAAACCACUCGAUUCAUAAUUCUUUACUUAAUAAUUCUAUUUUAGAUCGUGUGGAAAAACACAAAACAGAUAGGAGCGGCACAAGCAACACGAAGAGAUGGAUCUUUUGUAUUAGUUAUCCGGUACUCCCCCGCUGGAAACUUCGUUGGCGAGAAGGCAUUCAGGGCUAAUGUUCUUCCAGUCAGGGAGGGUACUGGUGCUCCUCCUACUGCUCGUGGGGGAGGUCUUUGUAGCAAGAACUUUCACCUUGGUUUCAAAGCCCUGUUGGGUAUUACAUUGGCAGCCAUGACGUUAUGGAUUUGAAAUUAGCGAGUUGGAGAAAGAGGAUGAUAAAAGCUCCAAGCUAACUGAGCCCAUGCUUGUGAUGAAGAGGAAUA